AUGUCUUCCAAUGCAUCAGAUCUUUCCGAAACAAUAACCACUUUCCGCAAUCUUGAAGCAAACUUCUUUUCCUCUCUGUCACCACAGGACCUUCAUGUAUUAACCCUCAACUCCUGCUAUUCGCCAACAGAUCUCUACCAUUACGGGGAAUUCGCCUUUCUCCUUUCGAAUCUGCGGCCUUGCAUUCUAAUAUACGUACCCUCUUUGGAGAUUGCAUCCACCGAAUCGCGCGUUCAUGACCUGCUGUUGCAGUACAUACAAGCAGUCUGGAUACCUAGCAUACGGUCACUUGCAGACAUGUUUGAACUGAGGAAGUUGUCGAAGGUGUCCAGCCCGCAUGCAGUGUUGGACGGGGCGUGGGUUUGCAUCAAUAUGAAGCAUGCGGAUGCUCAGUAUGUACAGCGAACAUUCUUUGUGGAGGAUCUUUCUGGACGACCACGUGUGGUUUCUGAAGCGGAUAUGGCUCGAGUGCUAGACUACCCUUCAGCUCUGCCAGAAGUCGAUCCUCAGGAACACGAUCAAUACAUUCAGAUUGCAUAUCUUGAGGAUGACGGAAAGCUUGCGGCUGGGCCAUCGCAGAAAACUCCGGUUAUGACAUGUUUCAUAUCACGAUCCGAUGAUUUAUCGAAGGUGAAGGAACAUUUUGCGAAAUACAGUGCCGCAAUGCGAACAGUUGGAAUCACACUUCAAUUGGCAUGCGCAUGA
Spizellomyces punctatus DAOM BR117 is the source of this 705-nucleotide messenger RNA. RefSeq lists its product as uncharacterized. Bases 1 to 705 code for a protein of 234 amino acids. The record is from RefSeq and is a predicted model, not a curated record. NCBI's taxonomy places the organism in Eukaryota, Fungi, Chytridiomycota, Chytridiomycetes, Spizellomycetales, Spizellomycetaceae. The transcript has a single exon.